This is a messenger RNA of Lactuca sativa (garden lettuce), 1579 nucleotides long. RefSeq names its product F-box/FBD/LRR-repeat protein At1g13570. The record is from RefSeq and is a predicted model, not a curated record. NCBI's taxonomy places the organism in Eukaryota, Viridiplantae, Streptophyta, Magnoliopsida, Asterales, Asteraceae. Gene Ontology annotation, molecular function: protein binding.
UUAUAACGAUUGAAGUAGUAAAUGACAAAUGUCGGAGGAGUCUCCUCCACUUUAAGAAUUUAGGUUGUGCUGCGAAGGCAAAGCCGGCGGAGGGCGACGGCGAAACCGGGAAGGGGCAGAGGUCGCAGCGGUGCGGCGGAAGGCGAAUACGCAACAGUACCUUUUCUCGAGUAUGAAACCCUGAGAAUCUCAUCAAGAGAUGAAAGGUCCUCGCAAGAGUUUGGAUAGAAUUAGCACUCUUCCUCAAGACGCAAUUGAUUUAAUUCUGUCUCUCAUGCCUAUCCAAGAUGCAUUGAGAACAAGCGUGUUGUCAAGAAAAUGGAGGUAUUCUUGGACAAGCAUGCCAAAACUUGUAUUUAGCGACAUGGGUGUAUCAUCUGGUAAUAAAGAAAUUGAUAAAUAUAAGUUUGUCAAAGCCAUCUUCCAUGUUUUGUUGCUACACAGGGGUCCGAUAUUGGAAUUCUGUAUCAUUCUCUUUGUUCAUAAAAAUAUUUUUAGUGAGAUUGAUCAGAUGAUACUUCAUUUUUCAAGGAGCAAUAACAUCAAGAAAUUCACCUUCCUGAUUUGUGGUGAAAUCUACCUGCUACCCUGUUCGUUCUUUUCAUUGCAAGGAUUAGAACACCUAGAUCUUACACAUUGUGAAUUUGACCUUCCAUUAAUGAAUAAGGGAUUUAAUAGGUUGAAGAAGCUGCGCCUUUUUGAGGUUGAUAUCACUAACAAGAUGCUUCAAGGAUUUCUUACCAAUUGCCCACUACUUGAGGAAUUUACUUGGGCUAGAGGUUAUUAUACAAACACAAAGCUUAGUGAGUGUGAAUUUGUUGAGCUAUUUAAGUGUUUACCUUCGAUUCAGGUUCUGAGAAUCUCACAGUUGUAUAUCGAGCACUUGGGUGCAGGUAGUAAUAGUAUGCCACAUAAGCUCCCCAUUUCACUACCCCACUUGAGAAUACUUAUUCUUAAUGUGUGUUUCCUUGAUCUUUCGACUGUUCUAUGUGUGAUCAGCAGCUCUCCAAAUUUGGAGAAGAUCAAAGUGGAGAUGUGUUGGGACCAUGAUGAGCAUUGUCUUCAACAUACUUUCAAUAACUUGCCUGAUAUUCAAGAAGACUACUCGGGCCUCAACUUGGAUCAUCUUAAAGAGCUGGAGAUAACAAACUUCCAUAACCAUGGUGUUGAGAUGGAGUUUGUGAAGCUCAUCAUGGGUAAGUCACCUGUGUUAAAGAAAGCACGAAUAGAGCUUCAUUAUCGUGUUUCUGUUAAUGAAGAAGUGAAGAUGCUUCGAGGUUUGGUGCACAUGCCAUUUCCACGUGCAUCACCAACAGUGGGCUUCACCAUUAAACGCUAUAAUGAGAUUGAUUUACUGUAAAUGCAAAGAAAGUUUAAGUAUUGUUAGGUUAACUGUGUUGGUUAAAAUAGAAGGACUAUCAAAGCACAGUUCCUCUGUUACUGUCUAAGUGUCUAUAUUAAACUUAUUUUGAUGUCCUUUUAGGGUUGAUUAUAGAGUAGUAUGAAUGCUGCUGCUUUCUACUGAAUAUUACACAAAAUGGAAUCUCACAGUUGAUAUGAGCAAUAUUUGCAUUGGAUA